UUGACCCGGGACAAAAUAACCUGAUGAAAAAUAAUAAAACAUUAAAUUAUAAACCUCUCAUAACUCCUCCUAAUGUGGAGCUUAUUUGCUGAACCCCACCUUGCUUGAUAUUAACACUUUGAUAAUAAUCCAGACAUGACUCAUCUCAGAAAACAACGGUGUCUCAGACUUCUCUAACAUUUCCGCCAUUUCUCACAAUACACAUGGCCCAGCAGCCUUCACUCAUUACACACAGAAAAUUAAAAUGUGACAUUAACAACUUCCCUUGGGAACUAUCUCUUAUUGACGUAAAUGUUAUCUUUGCACAAUUACUGACCUAUUCAUGGAAAGGCAGUUUUCCACCACAAUAGUCUAAAAUAUUCUUGACGAAGGUCCAGAGGGACUAAAACGUUAGUAUAAUCAAUAAAUUGUGAUGCUGAGCAGGAGCAGAGUGCAGGAUCUUCCUUUCUCCAGACUGAAGUGAUGCUUUCCAACCUGCAUCUCAGACAAGAAGAGAGCUUCCUGUUCUGCAGCUGCUCCACUCCGCGGCGGCUUGACGCUGCUCGGGUGAGGAGAGGAGAGAGAGGAGCUCCGCCAGGUACCAGGGAGAGCGUGGUGAGGAAUCCCAGCAGCCCCAGGAGAGUGAGAGCCGGACCGGCUGGACCCCCGGAGGAGGAUCAGAGAGAGAACCACGUUGCCACCGGAGAGGCCUCAGUUCAGGGCUGCAGUAUGUUCACUUCAGUGAAGGCCUUCGAGGGGCAGCAGUACUCCACCCUGAAGAGGCAGUGCCUGCAGAGUGGCCUGCUCUUUGAGGACCCCCGCUUCCCCGCAACUGAUGACUCGCUCUUUUACCAGGGCAACAGGAUCGGACGUGUGGUUUGGAAGAGGCCUCGGGAGCUGUGUGAGGACCCUCACCUGUUUGUAGAUGGCAUCAGCGCACACGAUCUACAUCAGGGACAGCUGGGUAACUGCUGGUUUGUAGCGGCGUGCUCCAGUCUGGCCUCCAGAGAGUCUCUGUGGCAAAAAGUCAUUCCUGACUGGAAGGAGCAGGAGUGGGAUACGGAGAAGCCAGACUCGUAUGCCGGGAUUUUCCACUUCCGCUUCUGGCGCUUUGGCGAGUGGGUGGAUGUGGUGAUUGACGACCGGCUACCGACGGUGGACAACCAGCUGGUCUACUGCCACUCCAACGACAGCAACGAGUUCUGGAGUGCUCUAGUGGAGAAGGCAUACGCCAAGGUUUACGGCUGCUACGAGGCUUUGGAUGGGGGAAACACGGCUGAUGCACUGGUGGACUUCACGGGUGGUGUUUCAGAGCCCGUGGACCUGCUGGAGGGUCAGAUGGCUACAGACGAGGUGGCUCGUAACCAGCUGUUUGAACGGGUUCUCAAAGUCCACAACAGAGAUGGCCUCAUCAGCUGUUCCAUCAGGGCGACCACAAUAGAGGACAUGGAGGCACGGCUGGACUGUGGCCUGGUCAAAGGCCACGCCUACGCUGUGACAGAUGUACGGAAAGUGCGGCUAGGUCAUGGACUGCUGGCCUUCUUCAAAUCGGAGAAGCUGCACAUGAUUCGCAUGAGAAACCCCUGGGGAGAGAAGGAGUGGAGCGGCCCUUGGAGCGACAGUUCGGAGGAAUGGAACAAAGUGAGCAAGAGUGAAAGAGAAAAGCUGGGCGUCACCGUGCAGGACGAUGGCGAGUUCUGGAUGACGUUCGACGACUUCUGCCAGUACUUCACCGACCUGAUCCUGUGCCGCCUCAUCAACACCUCCUACCUGAGCAUCCACAAAACCUGGGAGGAGGAGGUGAUGAGAGGCUCCUGGAUCCACCGCCAGGACCCCCUCCGCAACCGAUCUGGAGGCUGCAUCAAUCACAAGACCACCUUCCUGCAGAACCCUCAGUACGUGUUUGAUGUGAAGAAGGUGGAGGACGAGGUGCUGAUCUGCUUACAGCAGAAAGAAAAGAGAGCCACGCCCAAAGAGGGAAAAGGAGAAAACCUUGCCAUAGGCUUCGAUAUUCACCGGGUGGAGCUAAAUCGGAAGUACCGUAUGCAUUCAGCCCAGCAGAAAGUAGCGGGCUCCAUCUACAUCAACUCGCGCUGCGUCUUCCUCAGGAAGGAGCUGAAAGAGGGCCGUUACGUCAUCAUUCCCACAACCUUUGACCCCGGGCAGCAGGGUGACUUCCUGCUCCGUGUCUUCACUGAUGUGCCUUCAGACUGCAAAGAGCUGUCUCUGGAUGAGCCUCCUCAGACGUGUUGGACAGGGAUGUGUGGCUACCCUCAGCUGGUCACUCAGGUCCAUGUGAUGACUGCUGAGGGUCUGCAGGGCCAGGACUCAAACGGAGAGCUUCACUGCCUCAAUCCCAAUAAGAAAAGACUCCAGAACAAAACACAAGCUGUCGAUCCAUACAUGAUCAUCACCUGUGAAGGAGAGAGGGUUCGUUCACCGGUUCAUAAGGACACACGGUGCCCAAACUUUGACAUCAAAGGCCUGUUCUACCGCAAGAAACCCAAGGAAGGCAUCCACAUCGAGAUCUACAACAAGAACAUGAUAGUGGACACCUUCCUGGGUCAGGUGAUCAUGUUCAGCGACCCCAACGAGCGGCAGGAGCAGCACACGCUUCACCUCCGCGACAAGGGCAGUCGCCAGGACAACGACCUCCCAGGCACGCUCACUGUGCGCCUCAUCACCUCGACCACGCUCACCAACAUCUAACGCGAUCGUUAGGAUUAUAAUGAUCGACGCUCAAGGUGGCGUUCAAUCGUGCCCGCUGUUAUUUUCAACAAUCACCAACCGUAGCGGGAGCUCACUGUGUCUUUUUUCUGCCGCUUGCACUCUCUUUGUGUCUUUUUCCCUGUUUUCCUUUGCUUCAGCAUUUAGAUUGAGUUAGUUUUUGAAAGCCUUUACUAAUAUUUAUGGAUGGAAGGUAUCCAUAGACAAUAUUUGGGGUUCGUAUUGAAUAUCUUUGAACACAUUCCUGCCAAAACUGUCCAUAAUCCAGUGUUUGCUUCAGAUAUUUGUUCUUAGGGUACGUUUCAUCGCAGGUUUUGUAGCCAGAAUCUCCAUCAAAUCAGCAGUGGACGACAUCAACUGAGCUACAAACUGAAUUUUAACAAAAGGACAAUAUUGGCCUGAAAAGUUUUAUCAAAUGAGUACAUCGGUCUGACCCUACUCAACAAACCUCUUUUCUUUUUUUUUUAAAUUCUGCACAUUGUUAUAUUCAAACACAUACACUUAUAUAACACACACAUAAUACAUAUGCAGAAAUUUCUGCAUUCUCCAUGCAUGUGCCAAUGUUUCCAAGGGCUAUGCAUUGCCUUAAGGCUGAGUCUGUCUCUCCACCUUGAGGAGGCGGGGGGUUUUGUUAAAUACUCGCCGUGUUUAUCUUCUCUAUCAGCUGUCCUCAGUGUUAGCACGGCCUCCACUCUUGUUCCUUAAAAUCUACAUUACUCCCCGCUUUUUGCAUAGUUUCUAUCUUCUCUAUAUUGACAUGAUGUAUACUCUUUCUUUUUCUUUUUCUUUUUUUUUUUUAUCUGUGGAUAUCAGUCGGCCCACCAAGACACCUCAAGUCUUCACCAGUUUGCCGGUGCUUUGGAGAGCAUGCAGCACUGUCUGUCACUUUUUACUGUGGACUUUACA
Thunnus maccoyii (southern bluefin tuna) is the source of this 3612-nucleotide messenger RNA. RefSeq names its product calpain 5b (gene capn5b). The record is from RefSeq and is a predicted model, not a curated record. Gene Ontology annotation, molecular function: calcium-dependent cysteine-type endopeptidase activity. NCBI's taxonomy places the organism in Eukaryota, Metazoa, Chordata, Actinopteri, Scombriformes, Scombridae. The transcript is spliced from 15 exons. Gene Ontology annotation, biological process: proteolysis. Gene Ontology annotation, cellular component: cytoplasm. The coding region runs from base 463 to 2688 and encodes 741 amino acids.